Molecule: messenger RNA, 1047 nt
Organism: Pseudogymnoascus verrucosus
Lineage: Eukaryota; Fungi; Ascomycota; Leotiomycetes; Thelebolales; Thelebolaceae
Exons: 1
Coding region: 193-981 (262 amino acids)
Biological process (GO): ergosterol biosynthetic process
Molecular function (GO): iron ion binding; C-4 methylsterol oxidase activity
Source: RefSeq, a predicted model, not a curated record
UUUCGGAAUGUCCGAUGAUAACCACUUUGUGCACAACGACAUUUACAUAAAUUUAUAAACGACGUGCGCAAAAGUGGUAAGAAGCAUCAUGAGCCUAGGAUUACUUGAUAUCAUCUUCGCGACACGAGCCCUUUAAGUCGAUUCAUUUUCACAUUCUAAAGCAUAUACUUCCGUACCAUCCUUUUAAUUACAAUGGCUACACUCUGGACACGAUUAACCGACCCACUCGACCAGCUAUGGUCAGUAGCCUACUCAAGCUACCCGGCUUCUCUCAUUGAGUUUGUUGUGAUAGUGUCUGUACAAUUCCUGGCCUUCUGGGUUCCAGCCACUAUCUACCUCGGGAUAGAUCUACUCUUUCCCGCAUUCUCUAAUCGACAUAAGAUUCAAUCCGAGCGCCGACAGCCAUCCUGGGAGCAGAUUAGACACUGUAUCAAGCAUGUUGGGCUCAAUGAAGCACUCGGAGUAGUGAUUCAAGUUCUCAUACGCAACGCCGUUGGCUGGGACAAGACCGCCUUUCUUGUAACUCGCGCGUUGCCGUCUCUCUCAACUAUCGCCUUCGACUUUGUCUUUGCCCUAAUCGCCCGGGAGAUGUCAUUCUACUAUAUCCAUCGAGCGUUUCACCACCCUAGAAUCUACAAAUACGUACACAAAAAGCAUCAUACGUUUACCGCACCUAUGGCAUUUUCCGCACAAUACGCCCAUCCCAUUGAGCAUAUAACAGCAAAUGUAAUGCCGAUUGUAUUGCCGUUAGCGCUUCGAAGAGCACACUUGCUAUCUUCUAUGGUCUUCGUUGCAUUUGAGUUAUGGGAAGCGGCAGCAGACCAUAGUGGAUACGAUUUUGUAAAGCUGCCUCCAGCCCAAAUUCACGAUUUGCAUCACGAGAAGUUCAAUGUGAACUAUAGUACUGUUGGAAUCAUGGAUUGGAUACAUGCGACCGAUACUGUGGGCUGGGACAAACCCAAGAAGGUGUCUGUGGAUUAAGGCACUAUACUGGGGUUAACCCUAUCGUAAUGGCAAUAAAGAUAUACGAGGAGUGCUUCUAAAUAG